AUGGCGGACACAAAAAGCCCGGGCUUUUUGGGAGCUGGUGGCGCCGUAUGGAAGGGCAGCAGCGCCGCCGUGGAGGAGACAGAUGAUCUGCCAGCUAUCUUCCAGAAGAAAUUCGGCAUGGUGGCGGCGUCGCCGCCGUUGGACUGGGAGUGGGACCCUGCUGCUGCAUUAGCAAGAGCUCGCCAUGAGUUCGGAGAGCAUGGCGGAGUGAACAUGUCCAUCGAGGCCUCCGCGACCUUCACCGUCAUGGAGCCGGAGACCAUGCGCCGCAUGUUCGCCGGCGAGCUCGGCCCUGAUCGCGACUUCUUCAUCUACAGCCGUCACUUUAAUCCCACCGUCUUAAACCUCGGCCGUCUGAUGGCCGCCCUUGAAGGCACAGAGGCCGCCUACUGCACCGCCAGUGGCAUGUCGGCAAUCUCGUCGGUGCUGCUGCAGCUUUGCAGCUCCGGCGGGCACAUAGUGGCUUCCACGGCCUUGUACGGCGGAACCCACGCCCUGUUGACCCACUUCCUUCCCAGGGCCUGCAACAUCACCACCACAUUUGUGAACAUCGGUGAUGUGUCCGCCGUGAAGAAUGCCAUCGUGGAGGGCAAAACCAAAGCGCUGUUCUUCGAGGCCAUAUCGAAUCCCACUCUGACGGUGGCCAACAUACCGGAGCUGAGUAGGAUGGCUCACGACAAGGGAGUGAAAGUGGUGGUGGACAACACAUUCACCCCCAUGGUGCUUUCACCGGCUCGUCUUGGGGCCGACGUGGUGGUUCAUAGUAUCACCAAGUUCAUCAGCGGUGCGGCCGACAUAAUCGCAGGGGCUGUGUGUGGACCAGCAUGGUUUGUGAAUUCGAUGAUGGAUCUGCACCAAGGGGCUCUCAUGCUUCUGGGUCCGACUAUGAACCCCAAGGUGGCGUUCGAGCUUUCUGAAAGAAUCCCACACCUGGGCCUUCGCAUGAAGGAACACUGUGCCAGAGCUCUGGCCUUCGCCACCAGGCUGAAGAAACUGGGCCUGAGGGUGAUCUACCCAGGAUUGGAAGACCACCCGCAGCAUCAUCUUCUGAAGUCGAUGGCCAACAAGGAGUAUGGCUAUGGCGGACUUUUCUGCGUGGACAUGGAAACAGAGGAGAGGGCCAACCGCUUCAUGAACAUCCUGCAGAACCAUGCUCAGUUCGGCUUUAUUGCCGUUAGCUUGGGGUACUACGAGACCCUCAUGUCGUGCUCUGGAAGCAGUACGAGUAGUGAGCUGAGUUCUGAGGAACAGAGCGUCGCCGGAAUCUCGCCGGGGCUGGUGAGGUUGUCUGUUGGAUAUGUGGGGACUUUGGAGCAGAGAUGGUCUCAGCUUGAAAAAGCAGUGUAUCUUCUUCAAGAACAUGGCCUCCUGAGCAAGAAUUGAAUCAUCCUUCUUCUUCUUCCUCCUCCUUCUCAUCGAUACCCAGGGCCUCCAGUUUGGUAUAACGUAUAAAAUAAGGGUAUGAUAACCCGGAGAUAAGGCCCGUUUGGUAUAAAAUAUUAUACGCUAUAAAAUAAACUGAGUGACGUGUGAUGAUAUGACGCCGAACGGCACUGGAAUACCUCCCAUCCCAUGCACUAUGGAACCAGAUUUAGAACUCAUCAUCUCGGUGAGUACUCUGUUAGAAUAGCCAAGUUUCCCCUUUUUUUUUUUUUUUUUUAGUGUGUAGAUGAAAAUUAUUGAGGACGGAUUGGUGUGGCGUCUCCUGCGUCCCUUGUGCAUGCGAUUAUUGCCGCGGCGCAUA
Molecule: messenger RNA, 1744 nt
Organism: Neltuma alba
Lineage: Eukaryota; Viridiplantae; Streptophyta; Magnoliopsida; Fabales; Fabaceae
Product: methionine gamma-lyase-like
Exons: 2
Coding region: 1-1383 (460 amino acids)
Biological process (GO): transsulfuration
Cellular component (GO): cytoplasm
Molecular function (GO): carbon-sulfur lyase activity; pyridoxal phosphate binding
Source: RefSeq, a predicted model, not a curated record